CAGCAGCAGCAGCAGCAUCUUCCUGAAGAUGAAGCAGCUGAAGUUUAUCGGCGGCUGUUUGCCGUUAUUCAUCAUGGCGAUCGCCUUCGACAUCAUAGGCUUCGUCCUGCUGUUCGUCGGGAUCUUCGGCGACUUGCGGAUCCGCGGCGCGUUUUACGGUGAUUUCCUCAUCCACACCGGUGCGCUCCUCCUGUUCGUCAGUCUGGGGUUUUGGUUGAUGUGGUACAUCGGGAACAUCAGAGUGCAGGAGGAAGGUUUGGAGAGGGGAUCCAGCGCGGCGCACAGCGUCAAAGAUCUGGCGAGAAAACUCACCGAGAGACUCUCCAAAACACACCUGAAGAAAGAGAGCACAGGUGAGAAAUCCCCCAGUAAGUCUUCCACCAUUCGAAACGUAACCUGGGGCAAAUCCACGUAUUUCCCAGGAUGUAAGGAUCCCGAAUCAGAUAUGAUCAAAUGUGAUGAACUUUCCAAGGAAAAACCAGAUGAUGAUGAGUUCAAGUGCUACCAGAAUGAAGGGUAUGAAGACGAGGAGUCGGUGACCAAAGAAAGUGAACUACUGCAGGAGAAGAAAGAUGAUCCGACCCAAGAAACAGAAUCAGCCGUGAGCAAAUCUGAUGAAGCAUCGCAGGAGGAAAAGUCCGAGGAUGAUCAGUUCACCUGUUAUCAGAAUGAAGGGUACGAGGAGUCUGAAUCAGAUGCGACUAAAGAACAACCUCAGAAACCCGAUGAGCCACAGAGCAUUGAUGAUCUUCUUUAAUAACAGGUCCUGAAAGAAUGAGUCAACACUAGUGGUAGAAAAACUGCCAAAUCAAACAUUUACUCACAGAGCUACUGUGUACAAUCCAAACUCUGUAAUAUAGACUGUCUGUAAUAUAGUAAAACACAACAGCCUGUUGUGUUAUUAGUGUACAGUAUAUGUCAUUGUUUGUUUUAUUAUUGUAAUAAUUUAUGUUGUUUUUAAGUAACACUCAGGUACAGCCCUCAUUUUUGCACAUUCUCAUUUGUAAGUUCAUGCAACAUGUCUUGCAUUGUGGGAAUCCAUUUCCCUUUCAAAGUAACAGCUGAACUUUCAUGCAAACUCCUCAUCGGUCGAGCCAUUUCAUUUGUUAGCCAAGCUACGACAACCUGUCAUCAGUGACAACAGAGAGAGUCGCCCAACCAGUUCGACAGCAAAUACGGAAAGCCUGUCAGUGAAUUCAUGCGGUUUGAUGGUGGCCGCGAUCUGUUUGGUCCAUCUCAAAACAAUGAUGGAAAUGUAAUACUGUACUUUUACCAAACAGUGCUUUAGAAGAAAGCAAAUCUGUACAAAUGUGUGUGUUGUAAUCUAACUUCUUAAAGGAAUAGUUCACCCAAAAAUCUAAAUGUCUUUUAUUACCCGCAUAACAUACUUUCUUCUGUGGAACACUUAAAGUCCAAGCUGCUCUUUUCCAUACAAUGAAAGUGGAUGGUGACCAAGGUCAUCAAGGAUGUUUUUCAGUGAAUAACCACUUAAAUUUCAGUCUGUUCCUCACACAAAUGUAUCGUAUGACUUCAGAAGACUUGGAAUAUAGUGCAUGAGUCAUAUGAACUGCUUGUAUGAUCUUUUUGGAGCUCGACAGCCCCUGGUCACCAUCCACUUUCAAUUUAUGGAAAAGAGCCGCGUGCACAUUCUACUUAAAAUCUCCUUAUGUAUUCAACUGAAGAAAGAAAUUCAUAUGAGUUUAGAACGACAUGAGGGUGAGUAUAUGAUGAUCACUUUCUAUUCCUUGAAUAUUGUGACAUAGAAUUACAUUAAGAAAUAUAUGUUGCCAAAUCAUGAAAUGCGCAAGAUUUUAAAGUAAAAAUAUUUUUAUAGAGAUUAUAUAUUUGGUAGUGAGUGAGGUAUACAUGUGUGGACAUGCAUGAAGAAUUGUGUGACAUACGAAGAGAUGAUAAAAUGAGUAAUCUUGACAUGCCAAACAAAUGCUGAUGGUAAACACUUCCUCAUUCACCGUGACAAUGCAAAAAAAAAAAAAAAAUGCAUGUAGAAUUAAAGCCAUACGCUUUACAUUGUGAUUGUAGAAAUGAUUCACACUCUCAAAUUAAACCACAUUUCA
This is a messenger RNA of Myxocyprinus asiaticus (Chinese sucker), 2075 nucleotides long. RefSeq lists its product as uncharacterized. The record is from RefSeq and is a predicted model, not a curated record. Lineage: Eukaryota; Metazoa; Chordata; Actinopteri; Cypriniformes; Catostomidae. The transcript is spliced from 3 exons. The coding region runs from base 29 to 757 and encodes 242 amino acids.